GUAACUUUCCCAAAGGCAAAAAAAGUUUUCCCCAUUUUCAUGAACCAGCUGCAGACCAAGUUUGAAAGAAAAAAACCCUCAAAAAAUGGAAGGAUUAAAAGUAGAUAAAUGGGGUUAUGAAGUAAAGACCAAUUCUGAUUCUUGCAUAUCUUCCAUUAAUUCUUAUUAUCAUCAGGUACUUAGUUAUGGAAGAGAGAGGUCAGUAAUAUUAGAAGCACCAAAACAAGACCCAAAUUGUGUUUUGGCUAAUAUUUUAGCUGCUCAUUAUCUUUCCUCUGCUGAUUCUUCACGUGCUAUGCCUCUUCUUGAAGCUGCUAAGUCUUAUCUUGAACAAGCUAGCUUGUAUGAGAAGGUAGUUUUUGAUGCAAUCAAUUGUUUGAUUUCACCAAAUAGAGAUGAUGAUGUUGCUGUUGAACUACACUUUAAGCUGCUUAAGGAUUUCCCAAGAGAUCUGGUCUCUCUUAAAAGGGCUCAAGUGCUUUGUUUCUACAUGGGUUGCCCUGAUUUGUCUCUGAAACUUGUUGAGCAGGUCCUAUCAGUAAAUAAACAAGAAAGUUACAUUUAUGGCAUGCUCGCUUUUUCCCUAUUAGAACUUGGUCGAUACACAGAUGCAGAAGAAGCUGCAAACAAAGGCUUUGAGAUUGAUAGUGAAGAUGCCUGGACACAUCAUGCUCUCUGUCAUGUUUAUCAGUACAAGUGUCGUUUUAAAGAAGCAGUACAAUUUAUGGAGAAGUGCUCAAGAACCUGGAGUUCUUUGUCAUCUUUUAUGUAUACACACAAUUGGUGGCACGUCGCACUUUGUUAUUUGGAAGGUCAUUCUCCCAUGGAAAAAGUAAGAGAUGUGUAUGACCAGAACAUCUGGAAAGAGUUGGAAAGAAGUGAUGCCUCUCCAGCUGAAGUGUACUUGAAUGCUGUUGGUUUGCUACUCCGGGUAUAUGUACGAGGUGGGAUUAAUGUCUUUGGGGAUCGUUUGAAGAUCCUAGCUGAUUGUCUCACAAAUAAAGCUUUCUGGCAUCUUGAAUGGCACCUGGAUGUAUUGGUGGUGUGGGCCCUAUCUUGUACAGGCGAAGUUUCUAAAGCGGAAGAGUUACUCGAGGGUUUGAAAUCCAGAAUUUCCAACAUGACCAAGAAAAAACAACAACAUAUGCAGCGAGCAAUGCUGCUUGCAGAAGCUCUAUUUGAAUAUGGCAAGGGUGAAAAUGAACGCGCGUUAGAAUUUCUUGACGAGACAUUUGAUGCUAUUAACUACAAGAUUAUUGGAGCAUCAGACGAACAGCUUGAUGUUUUCAAUGAAGUUUGGAUCACUAUGUUGUUAAACAGUGGUCAAGCUACAAAAGCUAUUCAGGCGAUAGAGAAGCAGCUAAAGAAGAGGGAAGGAACCCCGUUCUUAUGGCGCCUCCUGGAAAAAGGUUAUUCAAUGUCAAGAAAGAAGGAAGCAAUAGAUGCAGGCAAAAAAGCUCGGGCAUUGGAAGCGGCAUACUUUGAAUAAUCAAUCCAGCAGAGGAAGAUAGCUAUCAAUAUUAGUGAUUUUCACUUCUUGUAUUCCUCUUUUCUAGAAUUUGAGUAGUGCUAAAAUGUAAAUUUUUUCCCUGUUGUAUUUUAUGAAUAAAGCAGUGUCCCCUGAGCCAAUUUUAUCGUUGGAGGCUGGAGACACUCGUGCAGGUUAAAGAUGUAAACUCUGAAAUCUUAAAUAAUUGGACACAAGUUUAAGUUUUGUGUAUCAA
Nicotiana tabacum (common tobacco) is the source of this 1724-nucleotide messenger RNA. NCBI's taxonomy places the organism in Eukaryota, Viridiplantae, Streptophyta, Magnoliopsida, Solanales, Solanaceae. The record is from RefSeq and is a predicted model, not a curated record.